Molecule: messenger RNA, 1833 nt
Organism: Schizosaccharomyces osmophilus
Lineage: Eukaryota; Fungi; Ascomycota; Schizosaccharomycetes; Schizosaccharomycetales; Schizosaccharomycetaceae
Gene: sec63
Product: ER protein translocation subcomplex subunit Sec63
Exons: 3
Coding region: 1-1833 (610 amino acids)
Biological process (GO): post-translational protein targeting to endoplasmic reticulum membrane; SRP-dependent cotranslational protein targeting to membrane
Cellular component (GO): Sec62/Sec63 complex
Molecular function (GO): transmembrane protein transporter activity; RNA binding
Source: RefSeq, a predicted model, not a curated record
AUGUCGUCUGAGUACAAGUAUGAUGAACAGGGACAAUUCUUUCCAGUGUUUUUGCUGGUUGGUGUGUCUUGCUUCAUCAUUCCCAUGACUAUUUCAAGUCUUUUUGGUCAAAUCUCAUCUAAAAAAAAUGAUUCUAUUUCAGAUCCAUUUGCUGCGUAUCGUCCAAAAGACGUUUUAAAAAAGAAAGAAUCCAAAAUUCGUUUACGACAUUUUAUUAUUUUUAUCGGAUGGGCUGUCAUUGGUUAUUUGUCUUAUCGAGUUGCUUUUACCAAACUGAGCUUUAAUGUCUGGGAUCCGUACGAAAUUUUGGGCAUACCAAAAAACAUGGCUGUAGAUGACAUUCGGCGUCAUUACAAGCGACUUUCGAUAACGUUUCAUCCGGACAAAAUAAGAAGCUUGGUCAACACGACCAGAGAGGAGGUUGAAGCUAAAUACAUAGAACUUACCACUGCCUACAGAGCCUUGACGGACGAGGAAACUCGUGAAAAUUACGUUCUUUAUGGUACGCCUGACGUGCCCCAAAACAUUGAUAUUGGAAUUGCGCUUCCGAAGUGGAUUGCAGAUUCGAGCAAUAGCAUUUACGUACUUGGAUUUUAUGGUCUUAUUUUCGGCAUUUUCUUGCCCUAUAGUGUCGGUCGUUGGUGGUAUGGUAGCAGAACUUACACCCGUGACCAAGUGCACGUUGGAAGUGUAGAUGCUUGGUUUCCCAAGAUUCACGAAAAUUUGGAGAUGGAGGACAUUGUGCAACUGUUAGCCUCUAGCAAAGAACUUCAAAUACCCUCUUCGCCUGACAUUUCCAAAGCGACUGUCGUACGACUCUUGCAAAGUCACCUUCAUCGGAAGGAUAAGUCGAAUCUUGAUAUGCAGCGAUUGUUAUCUGAAACAGACUUGGUGAUGAAUGCAUUGGUAUCUGUUAUCUCUGCAUAUGGAUUCUCAAAACCUACCGACAAUGUAUUUAAGCUUUGGCAACACAUCGUUCAAGCAAUCCCGUUGGAAAUUCCACUUCCUUUGUUGCAACUGCCACAUCUUCAAUUUGAAGAUGCUAAAAAGUUUGCUUCACGUGGUAUUACCCGCAUCCCUCAAUUCUUACGAUUAGAGAAAGAAAAGGGCGUAUCAGGCUAUUCUAGUAAACAAAUUCAAGAAAUGGUAAAAGUUGCCAAUAACAUUCCUCGUAUCUCAGUAUUGGACUCUAAGGUACUAGUGGAUGGAGAUGAUUUUGUAACUACCGGAGCCAUUGCAAACUUUAUUUUGCGUUUAAAAUGCUCUUAUGGAGAAGAAAUUAUGCCAGAGGUCAGCGUUGACGGUACAGAAGUGGCCACUGAGCAAGACAAAAUUGAUGCAGAACGUGUGCAUAUGGAAAAGGAUGUUGUCCUGGGAGAUUUGGAGGUUCUGCCUCAUGCUUGGUCCCCUCAUUUUACGCAAUCUCAUAAAACUGCUUGGUGGGUAUAUGUAGUAGAUCCCCGUCAAAACCGAGUAAUUAUUCCUCCAUUCAGCAUUACGGAUAUUCCACGCACCGAACGAACUAUUCGUAUACCUUUCCAGGUACCACCGGUAGAAGGUACCUUCAAAUUUCAAACGCAUAUUGUAUCCAACUCUUACCUUGGAGAGGACAUUGUAAGCAAUUUGACGAUUAUAGUGAAAGAUGCAGCAACGAUCCAAGAUGCUAUCGUUGAAGAGGAUGAUUUUUCUGACGGCGAAGAUGGACUUGUUGACGAUUCAUUUGAAAAACUUAAGCAUGGCGUUGAAGGCACGCAAGACGACGAAGAAUCUGACGAAGAGCAUGAUCCUAGUGCUAAUGGUUUCAACACAGAUACUUCUGAAGAUGAUGAGUAA